Molecule: messenger RNA, 3319 nt
Organism: Rhincodon typus (whale shark)
Lineage: Eukaryota; Metazoa; Chordata; Chondrichthyes; Orectolobiformes; Rhincodontidae
Product: tyrosine-protein kinase ITK/TSK-like
Exons: 16
Coding region: 1-1650 (549 amino acids)
Biological process (GO): B cell receptor signaling pathway; T cell receptor signaling pathway; NK T cell differentiation
Molecular function (GO): protein binding; non-membrane spanning protein tyrosine kinase activity; ATP binding
Source: RefSeq, a predicted model, not a curated record
AUGUCUCUUGUUGUUCACGAGCAUUAUAUUUUGUACGUAUUCGCCCCCAGCAAAGAAAGUCGACAAAAAUGGGUGAGCGCGCUCAAAGAAGAAACUAAGAACAACAACAUUCUGAUCCCUAAAUACCACCCAAAUUUCUGGGCUGAGGGCCACUGGAGGUGUUGUGCACAGCCGGAUAAGCUGGCUAUGGGGUGCCUGUUAUAUGACCCUAACAGAGACUCCAAGAAACCUCUUCCCCCAACUCCGGAACUUAACAAGUGGAAACCUUUGCCGCCAGAGCCAGUGGAGCUGGUGGCUGAGCCAGAGUCAGUGGUGGUGGCUCUGUAUGACUUCCAUGGCCAAAAUGAGCAGGACCUGUCGCUGCUGAAGAGUGAGGAAUAUGUAAUCAUCGAGAAGAUCGAUGCAAACUGGUGGCAUGCACGUGAUAAAAACGGGAUGACCGGGUAUAUCCCCAGCAGCUACGUGGUGGAAAAGAGCCCUGAGAAUCUACAGGCCUAUGAGUGGUACAACAAGAACAUCAGCCGAAACAAAGCAGAGCAGCUGCUUCAGAAAGAGGGUAAACAAGGAGCUUUCAUGGUGAGGGAUUCGAGACAGGCUGGGAUGUACACAGUCUCUGUCUUCACUAAAGCGACCAGUGAGAACAGUCCUGGGGUCAAACAUUACCACAUCAAAGAAAUUGAUGACACUCCCAAACGCUAUUACCUGGCAGAAAAACAUAUCUUCGACUCCAUUCCAGAACUUAUCAAAUACCAUCAGCACAAUGCAGCAGGUUUGGUCACUCGGCUGAGAUACCCAGUGUCUUCAUGGAGAGAGACUGCUCCUUCAACAGCUGGUUUCAGUUAUGGGACCUGGGAAAUUGCAGCCACAUCCCUCACCUUCAUUGAGGAGGUGGGCAGCGGCCAGUUUGGUGUCGUGCACAUGGGUUACUGGAAGAACAAGUACCAAGUGGCCAUCAAGAUGAUACGGGAAGGAGCUAUGUCUGAGGAAGACUUCAUCGAGGAGGCUCAAAUCAUGAUGAGACUGUCUCAUGAGAAGCUUGUGCAGUUGUACGGUAUCUGUACACAGAAAGGGCCAAUCUAUCUCAUCUUUGAGUAUAUGAAGUAUGGUAGUCUGUCUGAGUACCUCAGGACCAACCGAGGGGGUUUCAACAAGGAGACCCUCCUGGGCAUGUGCCAAGAUGUGAGUGAGGGGAUGGCAUAUCUGGAAAGCAACAAAUUCAUCCACCGUGACUUGGCAGCAAGGAACUGUUUAAUAGGGGACUCACUGUCGGUUAAAGUAUCAGAUUUCGGAAUGACAAGGUUCGUCCUUGAUGACCAGUACACCAGCUCCUCAGGCUCAAAGUUCCCAGUCAAGUGGUCAGCUCCAGAAGUUUUCCGAUACUCCAAGUUCAGCAGCAAAUCCGACGUCUGGUCAUUUGGGGUGCUGAUGUGGGAAGUCUUCUCUGAGGGAAAAAUGCCGUAUGAAAAUCGUUUGAACUCCGAAGUCGUUGAAGAACUCACAGCUGGAUUUCGCCUUCAUAAGCCAAAACUGGCUUCUCCGUUCAUUUAUAAAAUCAUGAGCAGUUGUUGGCAGGAGAGACCUGAGGAGAGGCCUUCGUUUUUUGACCUUCGGAAUGAAUUAAGUGAGCUGUCUGAGUCUGGAGAACUCUGAAUGGAGUCAUGGAGACUGUACAGCUUUAAAACUGAAUAACCCGAUGGGAACAAGAGAAUAUUUUCAAUGUGGUGUACUGUUUAUUAAAUAUUUAUUUAUUACUGUUGGAAAUCAUAUUUGAUGCUUGCAGAGAACACACCCCCAUGAUACUAGAACUCUCAGGCAAUCUCCGUCAAGGUGAGGUGGCCUCAGCUCUUCGACUAUAGGGGCGCCACAGCUGCACCCAAUCCCGUCGUCACUGGUUAUUGAAGAAGCAGGAGCGUUACUUUGGCCUCCAUUUCUACUCCCCACUACCCCCACCUAGAGGUCAGCCACCGUAAUACAACUGUAGCCUUGGCUGAAUUCAGAGGAGCACCAUCACAGUAUAACGUUUGGAGAAAUGGACACUGGUGCAGGUUGUCUCGACUAUGACCCCUUCAGACACCAUCUGCGUGUCUCCGGCUAUAACCUUGCCAUCAAUGCCUGUAUCUUCCCAAUCAGUGCAAGUUUGCUGAGGGACCAAUUUGAAACAGAGAGAUGCUGCAACUAGACACGGAUGCUUCCCUGGGAGUGAUUGAUCCUGCAGUAACAUCAUCACAUCCCAGUAAAUGUGCUGCCUGACACAUUUUAAUCAGACAGGGGAGCCUCAAGUUCUUUUAAGGGUAGGAGCAGGCAAUCAGACAAAAUUGACCUGCUCCCUUUAACAAGACCAAGCCCACACUUACACACCACCUCCCUUUAUCCUCGAACCCCUUCUAUCAUCUGUCCUCCACAUCCUGCAAUCCCCAGAUCCUGCCCAUCUAUCCACCUUCUCAUCAGAUCCCUUAACCCCAUCCAUCCACCAAUUUUCCACAUCCGUCACUCCUACCCACUUUUCCUCCAUAUCCCUCAACCCCAUCUAUCUAUUUUCUCCUCAUAUCCAUCAAACCUAUCCACUUUUCCCCCCAUAUUCCUCAGCCCCACUCACCUAUUUUCUCCCUGUAUCUCUUAAACUUGCCCACGUUUCCUCCACAUCCCUGAAUCCCACCUCCCCACCUUCUCAUCAAUCAAGAUCUAUUGAUCUCAGGAGUGAGUGACUUGGGCCUGAGUAAUCAGAAGGAUGAUGCCUGUACUUAGAAAGCGACAAUGACAUUUCUGAAAUGAUUGUCCAAUGUUGCCAUUGUACUGUCAUGGCAGUGACAUAGCGGUGAGUGGGAUUUCCCACAAUCUCUGUGGCCAAUUUGUCAUGUCCCCUUGUUAUGAACUCCUUCCACAAAAAGAAAUGGCUUCUAUCAGGCUGCUUAAUCAAAUGCCACACUUAGAUCAUUCAUCAAACUUUUAAACCCAUCGCAAUCAGAUUCAAAGUAAAAAGGACAGGAAUGAGGCCAUUCAGCCCUCACGUCUGUUCCACUAUUCAGCGGUUGAUCUGAAUGCUGACUCCAUCCUGUUGUCUUGGCUUCCUAUCCCUUCGGUACAACUACACAACAGAAACCUCAGUCCUAAAAUCUCCAACUUAUUGGCAAUCUCAAAAAGCUUUUGGGGGAGAGAGUUCCCAAUUCAGGUGUGAAAAUAAAAUACCAUUUUGUAAAGUGCUCUUUUUAUGAAAUAAAGGAAUACACAGAUGCUGAAUGAAUUAAUUUGUAGCCACCCAAAAUAAAAAUGAUUGCUUGUGAAAAUAUAAAUAAAUGAAUAAACGUGAACCUUGCCUUUU